AUGGAAGUAGGAAACAAAUCUGAAGGAACAGAAGAAGUUCCUGGACUCUCUGAGGUGCUUGUGUACAAGACAUAUGAAGUGUGGGAACUGCUCAAAAGCGGGAGUCGUGUCAGAUCUGUUGGAUCUACCAAUGCCAAUGAGCUAAGUAGCCAAUCUCACUGGCUAAGAAAGCAAAACAUGAUGAGAAAGAAACCAAAAAGUUGCACGAUAAUCUUCAGUCUAUGCAACUCCGUCUUUCUGCAAGAGAACACAUAUGUAGAACUCUACAAGAAAAGGUGCCUGACUACAAUAUCGGAAAAAAGACCUCCAUUAGUUACUUCCACAUCAAAACUCCGCCUUCCUCUCAGAAGAAUCACAAAUUUUGUGUCCACUCCCAAUUUCAGCAAAAUUGCCUCAAAUAAGUUCAAGAUUGUUCAAACACAUCCUAUUGUUAGCUCUUUGGUCAUUAGUUGGAGUAUCACUGAGAUUAUUAGAUACUCUUUCUUUGGGACAAAAGAGGCAUUUGGUUCUACUCCACACUGGCUUUUAUGGAUCAGGUAUAGCACCUUUCUUGUGUUAUAUCCAACUGGCAUCUCAAGUGAAAUUGCUAUGAUCUAUAAUGCAUUGCCUUAUAUGAAGGAGUCUGAAAAGUAUUCCAUAAGGAUGCCCAACAAAUGGAACUUUUCAUUUGAUUACUUCUAUUUUGCUGUUGUGGUGUUAGCAGCUCUAUAAUUUCAUGUAUAAUUUAGGUGGGAAAUCAUC
Molecule: messenger RNA, 741 nt
Organism: Lactuca virosa
Lineage: Eukaryota; Viridiplantae; Streptophyta; Magnoliopsida; Asterales; Asteraceae
Source: the annotation of a GenBank genome assembly